AUGGAAAAUGUGUGUAAGGAACUAGGAAAAACGGACUUGUUCACCAUAGACACUAUACUUAGCAAAUACGAGAAGUAUGCAAAUGGAGAAAUACGAAAUGAGGAGUUGAGGAGGUACAUAGAGAGGUUUAUGUUCCAGUAUAACUGUUUAGAUGAAUGUGAAAGGAAAUUAAUUGAAAUCAUAAAAAGGUGUGAACAUUUUGAGUGUAAAAAUUUUCAAGCCCAUUAUCUGUUGAUAACAAGUAUAGUAAAGGAAAUAUGCCACAUGGAAUUGAUCCCAAUAAUAUACAACGAAAUAUUAGAAGAGAGAAAUGCAAAAAACGAAGUGUGCUACCUGAGUAGGGAAUACUACUUAGACGUAGAGAAUCAGAAAGAUGCAGAGGAGAACUUUAAAGCCAUCUGUGAAAGGGUUUAUAAAAAAUACAUCCUUGUGUUUAUUAAGCUCUUGUAUUAUUCAUGCAAUUUGCCACCACAUUUGUUGAACAAUUUAAUAAGCGCCCUUUCCUGUAUGUGCAUAUUAAUAUCCAAGUAUGAUACAUUUAGAGAACCAAAUGAGAAAUUCUCAGAACUUAUAUAUAGAAUAUUUUGGAAUUAUUUCUCCAGAAGUUUUCAUUUCCAACAUGAAAAUUAUAUUAGCCUUGAGAAAAAUGAGGAGGAGGAGGAAGAGGAUGACACAUCGUCUUCCUACUACAGUGAAUUACUAAAUGAGGAUAGCUGCUUUCCCUACCAUAAUGCACAUAAUAUUUUUAGCGAUAAGGGGAGAGAUAACUCAACGAAUGAAUCUUCUUCUGCGCCAGCACCUGCGACUGAUCCUGUGACUGCUCCCGUGGCUGUGUCCGCUUCGGCUGAAAGGGAGAGCAAUAAUUUGCAGAAAAGAAGAAAAAGGAGAGAAAGAAAAAUUCUCGAAAAGUCGAAAGAUGCAAAGGGGGAAAGGUGUGUGAAUGAACAAGUAGGAGAAAAUUUCAAGAAAACGGACGACCCGUUUUUUGCAGGGCACAUUCUGCCAGAGGGUGAUACACCUCGUGGGCAGAAGCAACAGGGGAAUCCGCAACAUGGGGGUGAUGACACCGUACCGAGUGUGAACUCCCCUGAAGGCUGCUUUCCCAUAGAAAAAUGUGCCAAUUGUGAAAUUGAAAACGCAGGUGAAGACCACGCCAGUACUGUGCAGUCGAGCGAAACCUACACGAAGGUGAAUAAGCGACUGCGUGCACACAGGGGUGAAAAAGAGAACAAGAAAUUAAAAAGGGAUAAUGAGGGGGUGCAAUUAGCCAACUCCUCCACCUUGCCAAAUGCGGAAUGUAAAGGAAGUAGGGAGAACAAUGUGGUCGGUAGCAGAAGUGACGACAACAUAAGUAGUAAACACACCAAGGAAUUCCAAGUAGUGCAGGAUGCACAUGCACUGAUAGAGGGCGAGAGGAAAGAUGUCGGUGCUGUGCCCUCUUCUUGUUCAUCUCUGUAUUGCGGUGAUGAAGAGGUGACCGGAAGGGGCCCAACAAGGGGGGAUACAAUUGGAAAUGCAGGUGGAUACACCGGGGGGUACACAAGUGAGUACCCAAUCGAUCAUCCUGCAGGCCUUCACGCCGAACAUCCCACGGAAGAGACCACCCAGAGGAAUGAAUCCUAUCAAAUCGAACAGGAACUAAAGCACGAAAACAUUAUGUUCGUGAAUGUCCUUCUAAAUGUGUACGUAAGUUUAUUUAACACGAGAAGUAAGAAGAACUUUUUGUUCUAUCGUGACAAUCAGGUGGCAUACAACGAGUUCCUACUGGACAACGUUGAAAUUGUGAUUGAGCAGAUGAGGAGCAUGCUAAACAAGAUCAGAUACAACUUGAGUGAAUCCAUAAUUUAUUUUUUGAAAUUGGAAUUUUUAAUUCUACUGUUCUUGAAUAAGAUUGCCAAGAGAAACUCGGAAGGUGGCAACGAGGAGAAGUCUGGCGAAAAAUUGAACAAGGGGAGCGAAAAGGUUCAGGGUUUAAGGUUCAAUCAGCAGGGAAUUAGCACAGGUGGAUACGUGAACAGAGAUAGCUAUGCCAGUGGUCACAACUACGCGAAUGGCCACGGGUAUGAUAACAAUGUUGGAAGAUACUUCGGUGGUAGCCAUUCCCAGAACGGGAACUGCAACCCGAACGGUGUCCAUAACGGUUUCCAUAACGGUUUCCAUAAAGGUUUCCAGAACGACUUUCGGAGCGGUUACCCGAACGUCCAGGAGUCGGAUUUGUUCCCCAUGUGGAGAAGGAACGAAUCCGCGGAGGAGAGAAAAAUUCAUGUCGACCCUCUAAGUAACAGAAACGUGGUGAACAAUGUGGACACAGCAUCUGUGCGAAGUAGCAUCGGUGGGUUCAGGAGUGCCUACGGCAACAUUGCAGGUUGCGACCUCGGCAUUAAUCACGCAUUGCAGGAAAGUGUAAUGAGUGGUACAGGCGGAGGAAGCGACAUUGGCAAUGGUAGCCUCUACCCAAACAGCCCCAGUGCCACGUAUGUAGAUGGUAGUAAUAGCACGCCCACUAUCGAUAACAACAUGAAUGAAAACAACAUCGAUAUUGGUAACUUUUGUGAAAAUUCAAGUGGAGAUUAUAACUGCGCUAUUACGCGUAGAAACCCACAAUGUAACUACAUGGGCUCCAACAACAAGUACAGUGGUGCGUAUAAAGCAACUAAGAGUGGAAGUCCAGAUAAAGUAACAAUGUCACGUAGGUAUACAGCCUCAUGUGGAAACAAAAAUGGUAUUCUAAAUGCUACUAAUGAUGCCUCUGUACGUGCCAAUAACGAGGCGACUACACAUUUCAGCAGGGAUGCCCCCAAAAGUGGCAGUCCAGAUAGGCUAAUAAACUAUGAAACGUACAGUAAUGUAAAUCCCAGGUGUUGUAAUGAUAAUCGUGAGGGGUAUUGUAGCAUCCCCAACAACAGCACAUAUAGUGCAUACUAUGGUAAAAACAACGAAAAAAGUAUUACACUGGGAAAGGGCUCUCAUAGCGAGAAUAAGGUGGAGAGCGAUCAAGCCAGUAGCCACUACGCGCAGGGCAUUCUUAACAAUAAGGACGCGGCCACAGGAAUGAACAAAAUCUUUUUGAGUAACAUGAAGAACAACCUGUUUGCCAACAUGGUUGGAGGUAGUCCAGAUGUUGGUGUAGGGAAUCAGGACAUGGUUGGCGUUGUACCCCCUGGGCAGAGCUACCCAUACGAUGGAAGUAUUUUUCCCUUUUGUAGCAAGAAUAAGGAGGACUUGGGGGUCACGUGGAAUGGUCAGGAGGAAAUGGACGGAGAGGAAGGAGCCCAAGAUGUGGAGAUGGUAGAUGAGGAUGAUGAGGAAGAAAGAAGGAGAAGAAAAAGAGAAAUUGAAGUAGAGUGGGAAGGAGAACUUAUUGCAGGAAACGAAUUCCCAACCGAGUACGUAAUUUUAAAUCAUGAUUUUCUCAAGAGAUGCGUAAAAAAAAGUACAUUUGAAAUUGUGAAGGAUAUUAUAAAUAACUUCUAUAGUAAUAGCUUCUUAGAGAUGCUGGACAUCCUCAUAAAGUGUGUAGAAGUGAAUUUCAAAGAUGACAAUCUUACCUUAAUUAAUCGAAUUUUUUGGUGCAUGUUGAAAGGCAUAAAAUAUUGCAACGAAAUGAACAAGUACAAAAUUUAUAUGUUCAUUUUGAGCAAAAUAGACAAGCUAAUUAAGAGUAAAAGAUAUGAAGAGAAUAACUCUACUUUGAACAAUUACAGCUGCUAUUUUUUGCUGAAUUUAAUUUUUAAUUUGUUUAAGAGGGACAAGAGGAGGAAAAGAAGAAACAUAUGGUACUUUUUGUUCGAGGUGCAUGUAAAUAAAAUGAGAAGGAAGAAGAAUAGUAUGAAGGUGAACGGGACGAGGGGGGAUGAACAACACAUUGGGAAUAUACACCCACUUCAUAAUACGCUUGACGUGAAUGAUUAUAUAAAAAAGAAUAAAAGUAAGAAUAACGAAGUGGUUACAAAAAUGCUGAUAUCGUCUUUGAUAAAAAGUAAUGAUAAAAAUAAGCAUAUCAGGAUGGAUCAAGUGAAAAGCAACAGCGUAAACGCUUCGGAAAAUGAAAAAGAUUUCAUGUCCUUAUGUGAUGGGAAGAACUUUCUAAUAAAUAAUAUAAUAAAAUUUUUGUUGGAAUGUUGUAUUAGCAAAGGGUGCAUUGUGAGAUUUAAGAGUCUCCGAAUAUUUUACAUGAUGACUAUUCUGUUUAUCGAAUUUAUCAAAGACAGAUCGUUAAGCUACGAAGAGAAAUUGCUUAAAAAUUAUAUAAUUAAAUCGAUUUAUCAGAAUUUCUUUCUUUGUAUUUUUAACAUUUUAAAAGAACCAGAAACGAACAUUUUUAUUUAUAUGAAGUUUCGAAAUUUGUGUCUGAGUUUGUUAUUCAUUUGCUCCAAAAUUCUCUCACCCACUUUUUUGAAUGAGUUUUACGAUAAGGUUGUUUCUUACCAGCUCUGCAGCGUUGAUAAUUUUUACACAUUGAAGGAGAGUGCUUGCCUGACUGAUAAAAACGGCCAGCACUAUGAUGACAACAUGUUGAAGGCUAUUUACUCCAUGUUCCUAAGUAAUGCCAAGGAUAUCUACCUCUUCGCCUUCUUGAUGCUUUUUAGAAAUUGCAGAAAUAUUAUGAACUUGAAAAUUUUGAAGGUCAUUUUGAAGGUGUCGGAGGAGGAGGUUAAGGUGAUAUUGGGAAAUUUGGUGUCGCAGCGUGAAGGGGAUGGUUCCGAGAGGCAGAACAGGCAGAGCAGGAAGGACACACAGGGGAGGAAGGAUAGGGGAGGAUCGACUAACGGUUCCAUUAGUGGGCAUGUUAGCGGCAAGGAUAGCGCCACGGUUAGCGGUGCUGUGAGCGAUGAUAUGAUCUUGUUGCCCGUAGAUGGGACUGCUGAUUUGACGGUCGAUCAGGAAGGGGAACUGCAAAACGGUCUACCGAGCGAGGCGCAGAACGUUGGGGGAGGCCAUUUAGACGGGAAGGAAUCGAAUAACCUAAGGAGGAGAAAAGAAAGCAACAAAGUAGAAUUGUUUCAAGUAAAAAACAUAAAGAUGAACGAUUUUCUCACCAACGAGAUGCAAAUAAAACUGAAAAUAAAGGAUCAGAAUGAAGAGGAGAAGAAACAAACGACAUACAAAAAUUUAUAUUUUAUCAACAUAUUCUACAUCACAGAAUUAAAAAAAAUUCACAUAUAUGAAAAUAAUUUUAUCUACUACAUGUUUAAUUGUGUUUUCUGCUUUCUGAAUAUAUAUAUAAAUCGGUUCACAUUUUUCUUUUACUUUAUUAAAAAUGAGAGCUACCAUCACAACAGUUACUUUGGUCAUUCCUUCAAGAGUAAUAGAAGCAACACUGGCAACAAGGAUGCUGAGGAAUCGGGGCAAAUGAAUGAACAAAAGUAUGUGUUGGAGUUUAUCCAGGAAAUGUUGACUUUGUUGAGAAAUUUCAUACACAUUGUUACGAUGAUGGAGGAAAAUUUAAUAAGUGUAAAUAUAGAAAGUUUGGUGAAGAAGAAAACGAGAGGAAGCGAAUUGACAAAUAUACGAAGCCUCAAACGAUUGGUUAUACUGGAAUUACAGAAGUUUUAUUUCAUUUUUGUGAAGCUAUUAAAAGUUCUUUUCUUGCUAAACAGAAUAAAUGGUUACUGUGUAACCCCUUUUGAGUUUUUCUUUUUUAAGCUGGUGCAGUCGCUAGACAAUGAACUCAUAGGGGUUAACACGAAAAGGCAUAUUUUGAAAUUUUUAAAAUAUUUUUCCUACAAAAAAAAGUUCAAGGAUACCAUCAUUAGCAGGAUUAACCAUUUUUAUUCUAAGGUGAGAAGCAAGAAGAAGAAAAUCUCUGAUAUUUUUUCGAAAAAGGAAUGUAAAGGGCAAGAUCUGUCUUUCUCUUCCAUCAGAGGGCAUGACAUUUUUACUUCUAACCCCCCCUACAUGGAUGAUCGAAAAGGGGAAAUAAAUGACAUCCUCGGGAAGGGACACAAUCAUCUGUAUGGUUACGACAAUUCUUUCAAAGCGGAAGGGGAAGAGGACGAGAAGGUAGAGGAAUCCCACUUGCAUGAAAACCAGCGAGUGAAGGGAACAACGGGGCUACUCCCCCCGGAAAAGGAAGAAUCGCCCCCACAGGCGGAGCAAUUGGAGACUCCACUGCUACCACCCGAAGCGGUUAACCAAAACGAGAAAAGGAAGUCGACCAGGAAGAAAUCUGGCAACAAUAGCCGAAGGAGCAGGAGCAACGUGAAGAAGGGGCAAGCUGGGAAGAACAAUUCGGAGGAGGUCAUCGCAGCUCCCAUAGAAGCGGUGCCCAAGGGAGAAGAUCUCAAUGCCAAUAAUAACGGUGCAGGCGAAGAUGGAAAAACGGAAAGCCAAGGAGGCAACGCCACCGGCGAUAACGUCACCGCGGAGGGAGCGGACAAAGCGGUACCCAACACUUGUGCAAACGAUUCAAACGCGAAUACAGGCGCGAAUACAACCGCCAGUAGAAGCAGAAGGAGGAAAUGCAGUAUCACGAAGAAGGACGAAACAAAGAUCGAUACUGAUCCGAACCUCUUGAUCUGUACAGAGCAGUUGAAUCAGGAUGAGAAGGAAUGGGAUUCUACGAAAAAUUGCAAAAUAGAAAGUGAAGUAAAAGUGGAAGAGCAAGCAGAGGUGGAAAAUCCAGUGAGUAAUACCCCAGAGCAGGAAACUAGGAGAAGCAGAUAUGGUAGAAAAAGUGGCGUUAACACAAAGGAUAAAAAUUUUAGCAUGUUGAUUGAAGAGGAACAUGAGCAGAAGAGGAAAAGCAGGCGAAUGAGCAGGAGUAAGAAUUCAAGUGCAGGGGAUAGGAAAGGUAGAAGCGGUGUCAAGAAGGAGGAAGAAGCACCCCCCGGAAGUGAGUUUCUGGGCGCUAUUCCUGGAGGUGUUCCGAGCGAGAAUCCCCCCCAAAUGGAAAGCGACAAAAGAUGUGCUGAUAAUGAUAAUGAUAACAAUAAUAAAAAUAAAAACAAAAAUAAUAAAAAUAAAGAUAAUAAUGAUAAUAAUAAUAAUAAUGAUAAUAAUAAUAAUAAUAAUGAGAAGGAUCCUGCGAAUGUAACGACAGAUGGCUUCUUCCCCGAAGAGGGCGCAACUCAGAAAAGAGAAACAGGCGAAAUUUUGGCAGAUAGGAAAAACGACUCAAGGGCGAACAAAUCCAAAGCGAAUGGAGGAGAAAAAAAUUUGGAACAUACAAAUGAGAAAAGCACAAACUUAAAAAUUGUCCAGAACUGUAAUAGCAACAUGAUAAGCGAGAUGGACAGGUUAAAUUACUUUAGGAAAUACACCGCUAUUAGCAGCCACAAAGAUUACAAGGUGGAAAAAUUUUUCUACGAGAAUUUAGAGCUAUUCCUAGUAAGCAUAUUCAUAUUUGAAAAGAACACCAAAUUGAACACCACGAAUUUUUUUUUGGAAAACUUGGAAAAAAUAAAUGAAGUAAUUGAAUUCUGUAAAGGGCAUCACAUCGAUAGAGGAGUAGAAAAAAUUGUAAAUCAUUUAUUUGCUUAUUUAUGUGAAAUAAAAAACAACAAAAAGUAUAUCCACGGAAUGAUAAAUUUAAUUACCAAGACAUUAUCGUAUAUUCCAAUGUACAAAAUUUCAGAGUCCCCCUUUUUUUUUAUUUCCUUCUGUUGUCUUUUUAAACGCUCGAAGAAGAAACAUGUGAACAAAAUAAUUAUCCAAAAUUUUAUUAUUAUUUGUAUGAAUUAUAUUGAUACUUUAAAGAAGCGAACGUACACCAGAAGGAGAUGUCGCAUGUGGUUUAGGAGCCUCCAUAAUAGGAGAAGUGAAAAAGUGGAGCAGAAAACAACGGCGAUUGGGCAGAAUUAUAAAAAGUUUGGCGCAUCUCCGGUGAAAAGUACUGGUCGAAAGGUUGUCACUGGGGUUGACUGUACCGUAGAUCGUGCUAUGGCAGGAUCAGGGGGAGUCCCGGGCCUAGCGUCCAGAUCUGGAGCAGCGGGUGUAACAGACAUAACAGGCGUCGCAAACGUAGCAGACAUAACAGGCGCAACAGACGUAGGAGGCGUAGCAGAAGUAAGUGGUCUAACAGAUGUAAGCGGUUUAAAUAGCGUGAUGCCCGUGGGGGGUUCCUCAGUCAAGGAGCAGACGAGUAAAAACUCGAGGAGCAGAAAGGGGAUCAGCAGAAGAGGGUCCAGUAAAAACUCCAGGUCGAAAAGGAACACCCAGAAGGGGGAGGAAGUGGCUACCGAGGAGGUAACUAUGAAGGAGGGAGGAAGGAACGAAGUGACCACCUCUACAGUGGAAAUGGUUCGAACAAUGGAUACACAAGGGAGAGCCGAUGAAGAGGCGAACACCAAACCCAGCAAUAGCUACUACGAGAACAAUUGGAAAAGUGGGCGGAGAAAUAGCGGAAAUCAGAAGAUAUCAGGUACGAUGAGCGGUAUGACGCCGAGUGACUAUCUCCACCCUCAAGAGGUGCUCCUUUUCCAGCGAAACAUGCGAGAAGAGAAAGAAAUAACAGACAAGUUGCUCCUGAACCUGAUUAACCUGUAUAUAAAUUUCAUGUGCUCCUUCCAUUUCUACUACUUAACUUUUUACGAAGACAACUACAGAAUAUUGAAGAACAUUUUAUUUUUAGGCAUAGAUAAGAUACUACAGAAAAAGGCGAAUAAAAAAUUGACUAGCUUCGUUCUGUCUUUUAUAUACAUUUUAAUAUGCCUUCUGUUAAAAGUAAAGAUGAAGGAGGAAUUUAUAUUAACUUUGAGUAGGGACCAAACGAAGGGGCAAAAGAAAAUGCGAAGAAACGAACGGAAGAAAAGCGAAAAAAGAGAAUUUCGAAAAAAAGUGGAACUUAUUAGUGGAAAGAGCAAAAGCAAUGAAAACAAAAUAAGUGAUUUACGAGGAGCGGCAACGAAUGACCAGGGAGAAAAGGAGGAAGAGAAAAAGUUUGUAGUGAAAUAUUUAAUUAACCUUAUAGAUGAAAGAGAACAGGAAAAUGUAAACCAAAUGAAUAAGAAAAAAUUCAGGAAAAAUAUAAGGCAAAUUUUAUGUAUAAAAAAUGAUGAACAUUUAGAGAAUUACAAUUUUUUUCCAAAAAGGUGCUUCUACAAAAAUACAAUGGACAAACAUAUAGAUAAGGUGUUCCAUGUGAAGGAGAAAGGAAAAUUAGCUAUUACAAGUUCGUUAAAUUUGAAAGAAAACUUAAAAAAGUUAAACAAAAUUAGUGUUAAUUUUUCGUAUAAAUUUAUUUUCACUCUUUUAUCGGAGUCCCUAACAUUUGAAAAGAACGACGAAUGGCUCAUCAGUCAUGUUUUUAGGAAAGAUAUGAAGAAAGACACCAACUAUGCGAAAUAUAAUUUUCUUGAUUAUAUUAUAUAUUCAUGUUUUUACACCAUUUUUUGCAAAACGAAAUUCAUUAAAAUGGUGAAGACGAAUUAUCAGAGAGUUUCGCCUGACAUACAAAAUAGCAAAAAAAAUAAGGGGAAUAUUAAAAUGAAGUCGUACAUAUAUAAUGAGAAAAAAUACUCCACUCUGCAAUUUUAUUUGGCCGUUGAAAUCCUGAAUUUAAUUUUUAACAAUUUAAAAUAUCUUCCAUUUAAUUCGAUAAAGUUAAUUAUUGACAUAUUUCUCAACAGAUCAUUUUUAACCGUGUGGAUAGAUGGGAAGAAGGAAGAUAUAAUAAAUAAAUUUCAGAAAUUAUUUCACAAUUUUUUUUGCGAUAUUUUUUAUAUACAAUCUGAGAAAAUUACGCAGUUGCCCUAUUUUAUGUAUCAAUAUCAGAAAAGUAUCUUUCUUAUAAAUUUGGUUCUAAAUGCUGUUGUGUGUAAGAAGAAGAAGCCCGUGGAUAAUUUCCUCCUUCUGGACAUUUUGAAGCACUGUUUUCCCGGGCCUGAUGUUGACAACUAUAAUAAUUCGUCCGAUAAGAAGAACGAAGACAAGCGAGGGAUGGAGCGAUCGCACCGCACGUUGCGGAGCAAAAAGGUGAAUCUCCCUAGUUGA
Molecule: messenger RNA, 9933 nt
Organism: Plasmodium knowlesi strain H
Lineage: Eukaryota; Apicomplexa; Aconoidasida; Haemosporida; Plasmodiidae
Product: conserved Plasmodium protein, unknown function
Exons: 1
Coding region: 1-9933 (3310 amino acids)
Source: RefSeq, a predicted model, not a curated record